Messenger RNA from Harpegnathos saltator (Jerdon's jumping ant), 2956 nucleotides. RefSeq names its product FU domain-containing protein T48 (gene T48). The coding region runs from base 572 to 1954 and encodes 460 amino acids. The transcript is spliced from 6 exons. The record is from RefSeq and is a predicted model, not a curated record. NCBI's taxonomy places the organism in Eukaryota, Metazoa, Arthropoda, Insecta, Hymenoptera, Formicidae.
CAGAGUAGACGAACCUUUCUUUUCAAAUAGCGCGACUCAACGAUGACUUGUACAACCACAACACAAUCAGAUGGGGGAGGGUCAUGACUCUUCCCACCCAUCAUCGCCGAACAAUUACCAUUCGGUCUCGAUUCGACGUUGAACUGCAAUACGAACAAAAUGAAGACCCCAACGGGAACCGGCGUUCUCGCGAUCCUCCGAGCAAAGUGUCUACCCAAGUCUCCUUUUCGACGUCAUCACUAUCCGCACGAGCUUCGUCGACGAGUAAUAGCGAGUAGCAACGAGUGGUGGCGGCUCGAGUCGUCGUCGAGAGUGCUGUCCCCCUUCCACGCGCGUGCCGUUAGCGCGCUUCAGUAUGCAGCAGAACGUCACGCGAGGUAGGUGCAACGUCGUUUGUUGUUCGUCGGCGCGGGAGUGAGCUCUGAGAGCACGCGAUUACUAUGAUCGCACAUGAGACCUCGUGAUAUCUCUUUUUUUCUCUCUCUCUCUCUCUCUCUCUCUUUCUUUCUCUCUGUCUCUCCUCUCUCUCUCUCACUGUACCGUCGCAUCGGGGAAAUUAUGUCGACGCGAAAUGAGUGAUUCGACAACGACGCUACUGGUGCUGCAGUUCCUCGCUGCGUUCCUCGCCUGUCUCGCGGAUUACAGCCGGGCGCAGGAUGAAGAAACGCUAGUGGAAUGCGUCGAGUCCGAGACUGGAUGCAGGCGAUGCAGAGACGGGACGUGCGCGAGAUGCGCGGUGCUGCUGCAUCAGGGCACCUGCGUGCAUACCUGCCCACCGGGCUUCGUCGCCGACUGGUCGACCCGGGAUGAGUACAUGGGCCGCAUCUGCCGAGAGACCGGCUACAUGUUCGGUCUCACCGGUAGCCAGGUCGCGAUCCUAGUGGGGGUGGUCUCCGGCGCCACGAUCUGCAUCUUCAUCAUCGUGUGCGGCGCGAUAGUCGUGCAUCGGAGGAAGAAAAGGGCGGCCAAGCUGGUGCAGCAAUACGAGGAUAGCGCGGAGAGGAGGGAAUUCCUGAAGCACCUAGCGACCCUCAGAGGAGAGGCUAACACCUUCCUCGCGAUGCUCAACGAUACCAGGCGACAAGUUAGAGAAUUGUAUUACUCAGGUAGUAACGGGGACGGCGCCGUCGGCAUCCAAGCGUACAGGCCAGUGCUACGCGACCUGGCGAGGAUAUUGGUCCUGGUGAACAGAAGAGACGACGAGAUACCGCUUCCACCCGACGACUGGCAACGAUUGUUCUCAUGGGCAGAGCGGCUGCUGAGGAGAUACAAAAGGCACAGUUCUCCCGAAGUGGCUCAGCUCGUGACGUUUCUGCAGCAGCCGACGAGCCCCGUCCAAAUGAUGCAACCACCGCAGCAGCCCGCGGUCGCGACGUCGCAAACACCCCAGCCGUACGAACCGAGGACCACCCCCACUAAUCUCACGACAUUCCAAGCGAACGUGCCGCUCGCCACGUUUCAGGCGAGUGAUAAGUCGAGUAUCAGCCCGGCGAGCUCGAGCCUCGGCUACGCGAAGGACAGUCCUAUCAGCUCGAGCUUAGGUCAGAACAGUUCAGUGCUGUACAACCACGAGAAGCUUAGUCCAAACGGCUCCGAGAGAAUCGGCCAGACGACGCCCUUGGUCUACGCCGGGAGCCAGAAGCGGGCGCCGAAGAGCCCCAGCAAUUCGCGUCUCCAAGAGUUGACGAUUACUGCGUUCAGUCACAACUACAACAUCGGUGGCGCACAACUGCCGGAAUCCGCCGGAACCACCAAUCGCGGUAGCAGCGGUUUGCACGAAGAGUGCAACGACGGUCUGGAUCGCGACCUGAACCCCCAGUGGGAGUUCCAGAGCACGAUGGAAGCGGCCAAUUACACCAUCCUUUCGGACUGGUCACCCGCACGUGAUUACCUCAUCGACGACUUCACGAUCCUCGGCUUCCGGCCGCAGGAUGAGAUCACCACGGAACUGUAACGGAACUGUCCCGCGCACAACGACUGAUUACGAACAUAUCCAAAUGUAAGACUCGUCGAGAGCGAGAGAGGGAGAGAAUUAUGAAUGCUCAUGUGUCCCAAAGUACCGCCGUUUAAGACAAUCGGUCUCUCGUACCUCUUGCAAUUCUCAACAAUCUUCUUCCAUAAUCUCGCGAUAAUCGCUAAGGAAAAAAUACUCAUAUGCAAAUCUGUCGUUUGUUAAAACUAUAGGCUAGCUCGAGCUCUCUAUCGAUUCUUCUUUUCUCGUUUUUUUCUUUUUUUGAUAAUUUUUAUGCGAGACAUCGAAUAUGAACGAUGUACUGUAUUUCGAUAGAAUCUCAUGAAAUUCUUACGGAAAUGUCCUCUCCGCCCCGAGAGCACUCCAGACCUCUAGCCUGCUAGCGUCGUUUCACGAAUGACACCUUCGGUUUGAACGUAUUCGAGAGUACAUUGCGUAAUAGAUACAAAAGGAAAAUAUCACGAUGAUACCAAAUAAUUGUAAGAACUUUGUAUAAAUAUUGGUUUUUAUUUAACUCCUACAUUGUAUAUCGUUAAUGACAUUUACUGCGUGUAUUAUAGUGUACUAGUCAACGUUUCCGUUUGUUCACAUCCAAAUGUCAAAGCGCAUCAAUGCGAUUUCCGUAUUCGCUUUUUUCGCAUGUAACUUAUUCAAAUUCAAUUUACUUUUCAAACGAAUUCACUAUCGUCACCGGAAAAUCGUGUUAUUCUGCGGUGCGUCACGAGCUGUAACACUCAAUAGACUCACUCACCGCGUUUUAAAACUCACAUUCCAUUCGCGAUGCCGUGGCAACGUGAAUUUAACAGCAAAAUGCAAAAAAGAAAAAAAUUGCGGAUUUUAUUUUAUUUAUACAAAUGCAUAUACCAACACAUUCGAAUUGGACGUGUCAUUAUACAUACGUGUGAUCAAGGCGGUCACUUGUACAAAUUGAUGUAAAUACUAAUUAAUAUUUUAGUAAUAAAUGUAAGAAGAUAUCGAAUAUAA